GACACAGGAUCACCCUACUCUUUGCGGUCGCGCAUCACGGUCACAUCUCUCUUGAGAAUCGGGAUCGCGCUUCUUAUAAUGGUGCACGCCCCUCUCACGCUCCAGGCUAGACAAGUCAUUCUUUACAAUACAGCCUGUGCAGUGAAGAUGGCGAUGUUUGUCUCGCUCCGGUGCGUGUCGGCAAACUUUUAUUCAGUACUGCCUCUGUUUUCGCGUGCGGCCCGAGCCCCUUCGUCCCGAUUGUUAUGGAAGGCCUGUACCCCGCGAACACUUAGCACGGCCUCCCAAUUGUCUGCAGCCCUCAAAUUCACAGACAAGCAUGAAUGGGUACGGGUAGAAGGUGGAGUGAGCACAGUUGGCAUCAGUAAUUUUGCUCAGGAAGCAUUAGGCGAUGUGGUAUACUGUGGACUGCCUGAAGUUGGAACAAAACUUGACCAAAUGGAGGAGUUUGGGGCGUUGGAAAGUGUGAAGGCCGCUAGCGAGUUGUACUCGCCCCUGAGUGGGGAGGUAACAGAAAUUAACGAGGAGCUGGCAGACAACCCCGGCCUGGUCAACAAAUCAUGUUAUGAUAAGGGUUGGCUGAUCAAGAUGACCAUUGACAAACCAGAGGAGGUGGAUGCGCUGAUGGACGAAGCGGCUUAUGAGAAAUUCAUCAAAUCGAUCGAUGACUAAGAGCCUUGCUGGAAGUCAUGCUUCCUCUGUCUCUUGAUAACCACAGUUAGAACUCAAACUAAUCCUUCCCGGUUCCACUGCGAGCUCCUGCUUGCUGGGCCUGAACUUGCUGCCACACUACGGGAAUUUCCCCACGGAAAAGCCCCGCCGGGAAUUCUUCCUAAUCAGAUUUCCAUCAUAUUUAUUUGUGAUUUUUUUUUGGUUGUUUUUUGUUUUUGGGUUAAUCCACAGGGUAAUUGAAAUUGUAACAUCUCGUCUUCUAAUGAGUGCCAUGGCACUGAUUUAAAAAAAAAUCAAAAACAAAAGCCGGGCAGAGCUUCAGAUGUCUUUUGGGCAUGUGCCCAUGGCAGACCUGACCUGACCUUGGCCUGGCCUUGGCCUGGCCUGUGUGUCAUUUCAGACCAAUUUCCUGGUGCUUCAUCCGAGCUGGAGUGUGUAGAGAUUCAGCAGUGUUGAAAGAUGAUUGUUGCAAAUGAAAUGCCUGUUUUAAUAAAAACAACAUUCAGAUGAAGUGCAUGCACUCUUCUGAUGUACUUGCCCAUGAA
Conger conger (European conger) is the source of this 1217-nucleotide messenger RNA. RefSeq names its product glycine cleavage system protein H (aminomethyl carrier), b (gene gcshb). Gene Ontology annotation, cellular component: cytoplasm; mitochondrion; glycine cleavage complex. The transcript has 5 exons. Lineage: Eukaryota; Metazoa; Chordata; Actinopteri; Anguilliformes; Congridae. The record is from RefSeq and is a predicted model, not a curated record. Bases 79 to 672 code for a protein of 197 amino acids. Gene Ontology annotation, biological process: glycine decarboxylation via glycine cleavage system; protein lipoylation.